GCGGAGCUCUGCACAGCACCCGCCUUGCCAGUCACAUCACAUGGGCUUUGUCCUGAAGCUGACAUCUGCUGCUGGCUGGGACUGUCGAGCACAAAAGGAGCGUAUGUGGGAGGAGCCGUUAAUGCAGGGGUCACAGAUUUCUGUAGAAACGCAUCUUAGGGGUUAUUUCAGUUUGCCAUGCUGAUCACGUGGUGGUAUUUAUACAUCGCAGCUCGGAGCAUCGCUGAACAAACACUGAAAAUGGCCUCAGUUCUGCAAAAGCUGAUCACACCACUGGUCAGCGGUCCUGCUGAACCUCCCAGGAACAAGGUGACUGUGGUGGGUGUAGGCCAGGUCGGCAUGGCCUGUGCUGUCAGCAUCCUCCUCAGGGAGAUGGCUGAUGAGCUGGCCCUGGUGGAUGUGAUCGAGGACAAGCUGAAAGGAGAGAUGAUGGACCUGCAGCAUGGCAGCCUCUUCCUCAAAACGCCUAAAAUAGUGGCAGACAAAGAUUAUUCUGUUACAGCUAACUCCCGUAUCGUGGUGGUGACAGCCGGAGUGCGUCAGCAGGAGGGGGAGAGCCGGCUGAACCUUGUGCAGAGAAACGUCAACAUCUUCAAGCACAUCAUUCCGCAGAUCGUCAGAUACAGCCCAGACUGCAUCAUCAUUGUAGUUUCUAACCCAGUUGAUGUGUUGACUUAUGUCACUUGGAAACUGAGCGGCCUUCCCAUGCACCGCGUGAUCGGCAGCGGCACCAACUUGGAUUCUGCACGGUUCCGCUUCCUGAUGGCUGACAGACUGGGAAUCCACCCCAGCAGCUUCAACGGCUGGAUCCUGGGAGAACACGGAGACACCAGUGUGCCUGUGUGGAGCGGAACAAACGUCGCUGGAGUCAGCUUGCAGACAUUAAACCCAAACAUUGGGACAGAUGGCGACAGUGAGAACUGGAAGGAGACUCACAAAAUGGUGGUGAACAGUGCCUAUGAGGUGAUCAGACUGAAGGGUUACACCAACUGGGCCAUCGGUCUGAGUGUAGCUGACCUGACUGAGAGCCUCCUCAAGAACAUGAACAGGAUUCAUCCCGUCUCCACCAUGGUGAAGGGCAUGUAUGGGAUCAGUGACGAGGUGUAUCUGAGCCUGCCCUGUGUGCUGAACGGUGGGGGCGUGGCCAGUGUCAUCAAUAUGACCCUCACUGAUGAUGAGGCUGCCCAACUCCAGGCCAGUGCCAACACACUGUGGGACAUACAAAAAGAGCUGCAGGACAUCUAACUGACCUGCAGGUGGCGACACAGACGUCUCCCUGC
Thalassophryne amazonica is the source of this 1280-nucleotide messenger RNA. RefSeq names its product lactate dehydrogenase Bb (gene ldhbb). Gene Ontology annotation, molecular function: L-lactate dehydrogenase (NAD+) activity. Lineage: Eukaryota; Metazoa; Chordata; Actinopteri; Batrachoidiformes; Batrachoididae. The transcript is spliced from 8 exons. Bases 178 to 1245 code for a protein of 355 amino acids. Gene Ontology annotation, biological process: carboxylic acid metabolic process. Gene Ontology annotation, cellular component: cytoplasm. The record is from RefSeq and is a predicted model, not a curated record.